AUGGUGCACGCUGACCGGAGAUGUGAAAGCUUCUCUGCUGGAACCGAGGUGGGCAAGCAAUUCGAAGCUCUGGAGACAUUGCACCUUGCAAUCCUCCACAAGCGUUGGAAGAAUCAGUGGUCUCCAACCUUGGAAAAGAUCAUCGAGCGCCAUCUUCAGCUGUGCGUCGAGCUUCAGAAGAUGCGAUUUGCAAGAGAAGGUCUCCACCAAUACCGAGCCACAUGCCAAGCCGCAAACAUCCAGUCGCUGGAGCAGGUUGUGCGAGUCUUCCGUAAGGCCGCUGAAGAGAAGGUCAACCAGGCGAAGAAAGAGCAGGACGUCAGACUUGGUGGGGUGGCUGACUUGGAGGAAAUGGAGUCGCCUGAGACAAUCUUGCUCCAAGCCAUCCAAGCAGGCGACACGCGACAGCAGAGCCAGGACAAGGACGUGCACAGUCACUUCCGCUUCCUCUGGGACACCUACAGAGUCAUUCUGGAUGUGCUGAAGUCCAACAGCCGCCUGGAGGAGGUUUAUCAUGAGACUUCACGGCAAGCUUUCGAGUUCUGCCGCGCAAACACCCGUCCAGGAGAGUUCAAGAAGCUUUGCGACAGUCUCAGAAAGAACUUCCAGGAUCUCUCCAAGCGGACCGGUCCUACUGGACAGAACCCGGUACAGCCAAACAACGUCGACACCAUCACGAAGACCCUUGAGACGCGCUGUCGUCAGAUGCAAGUUGCCACGGAGCUGGACCUUUGGCGUGAGGCCUACAACACCUCCUCCGAGAUCUGCGAUCUCAUGACAGCACUGGGCAAGGACAGCACGUCGGAUGAGGGUAGCGUUGCAGAAGGUUACGAGCCAGUGAGGCUGCUGAGGUUUGCAUCUCUGCAGCGGCAGCAGCCGCCGAGGCGGCCUGAAAUUGACCCAAGCUUAGAAGCAGAGCCGCCUCCUAAUGGCGAGCAGCGAAAUACCACUGGAAGGGAGGAAAAAGAGACUGCAGAUUGCCCCAUCUGCUGUGAAGAUCUGGGUCGAUCACCGCAGGAAGUGGGUGCCUUAACUUUCCAGGGCAAGAGGAUCGAAAGAGACCUUUACCAUGUAGGAUGCUUCACCUUGAUGCUGAGCCACAAGGGUGCUUUUUCGGGCGAGCGGCUAAAGGAUGGCUGCUUCGACAACCUCAAGAUCGCUUGGGGCCAAAGCCCGACUACCCGGCAACAAGUGGAUGGCUUCGUGAGCAUGCCUUCCAUGAGUGAUCAGAAAGCCCUAAUCGCAUUUCUGGACUGGAAGGGCACUGGACGAAUGGACGUAUCAGAGCUUGCCACCGUGGCUGCGGUGCAGCUGCCUCUACAUGCGCGAGCAAUGGAGAAUUUCAUGCGCGAAAACUUUGAGGUGGACGGCGAUGGCAACAUUACUGUCGAGGAACUGGAGCAGAAGGUGCUUCCUUACAUCGGGGAGCACUUUGCGUCUAUCACCAGUGCAAAGGAAGAGGAGAGGAGAAAAGCUGCCAAGCUUCGUUGUGACUUCCUGCUUAUGAGACUGGACGCCGCAGCUGGGGGUCCGGCUGCGCAAUCCUCGGCCCAGUCAAAAUGGAAACUUGGACCUGGAACAAGAAGGAGGAAUCUCAGAACCUUCCUGGGUGGAGAAAUUUUGAGGUUGCAACGAAUCAGUAGUUGGGUGCCUGCUCUGCGUGCAUCAUCAUUGUUAUUUGUUUCGGGUGUAGAAUUGUAG
Molecule: messenger RNA, 1701 nt
Organism: Symbiodinium pilosum
Lineage: Eukaryota; Dinophyceae; Suessiales; Symbiodiniaceae
Source: the annotation of a GenBank genome assembly